Messenger RNA from Clavispora lusitaniae ATCC 42720, 1386 nucleotides. The record is from RefSeq and is a predicted model, not a curated record. Lineage: Eukaryota; Fungi; Ascomycota; Pichiomycetes; Serinales; Metschnikowiaceae.
AUGUUCUAUUUCAUUCCAGCCGUGGUAUUUUUCCGCUCUGCCUUAAUUGGAAACAUCCCCAGCUCAACGGUAUCGAGAUACUAUGAAGCCAGUUUUGUCUUGUGUUUCAUCUUAGUCCUCUUGACUAGUACUGCUACUGUGGGUGAUAAACCAGGCCAUAUUUACGUCACUUCGGAUGGAACCACUCCUUCUCCUGAAACUGUCUCCAGCCUUUUGUCCUUCUCCACAUAUUCGUGGAUUGACAAAAUGAUCUGGAAAGCUAGCAAAGCACCACUUGCCAAGGAAGAUAUUUGGGGAUUGCGCGAAGACGAUUACGCUUUGCAUGUUCUUCAAGAUUUUGAAAGCAAACAUUCCACUAUGCGCUUUACAUUCAAGUUGUUUAGCCACUUCAAAGUGUUGUUUAUGUUCCAGGCAUUCUGGGCACUCCUUGAGUCUAUCAUUGUUUUUGCUCCAAGUAUACUCUUGAAGAAGAUUUUGGAGUACGUCUCGGACCCUACCGUCACCUCCAAAAGUGUCGCUUGGUGCAUUGUUAUACUUAUGCCCUUGGCUAAAAUGGCGGACUCCACCGCGUCUGGCUUUUCGCUUUUCCUUGGAAGACGUGUUUGUGUCCGCAUGAGAGCGAUUAUCAUUGGUGAAGUUUACGCUAAGGCCUUGCGUAGAAAAAUUACUGUUCAAGAAACCGAAGACCCUGAGACUGAAAAAACCGAUAAGGAUGCAGAGUCUAAAGCUGAUUCCAAAGAUGCGUCACGUACUGCUGAAUUGGGUGCCAUCAUUAACUUGAUGGCCAUCGAUGCAUUCAAAGUUUCCGAAAUUUGCGGUUAUUUGCACUUUUUCGUUGGCUCCAUCUUGAUGCUUGUUUUCUGUAUUGGUUUGUUAUACGCAUUGUUAGGAUGGAGUGCUUUAGCUGGUGGUGCCGCUAUCAUUGUUUUAUUGCCCAUGAACGUGAUGUUUUCUCGUUGGUCUGCAGAUGUGCAAAAGGUCAUGUUAGGUACUACCGAUAAGCGUAUCCAGAAAAUGAAUGAGACUUUCCUGAGCAUCCGGAUCAUUAAGUUUUUCGCUUGGGAGGACAAUUUCUUCCGUGACAUUAUGAAUAUCAGGCGCGAGGAAUUGCACUAUUUGCGGCUCAGAACUAUUUUGUGGGUGGCCCAAACUUUCCUUUGGUUUUUCGUUCCUACUUUGGUAACAGUGAUUUCCUUUUACUGUUAUACUGUUAUCCAAGGCAAUGAAUUGACUGCUUCUAUUGCCUUUACAGCGUUGUCUUUGUUUACCUUGUUGAGAUCACCUUUGGACCAAUUGGCUGAUAUGAUUGCUGUUGUGAUUCAAUCGAAGGUCUCGCUUGACCGUGUUAGUGACUUCGUUGGAGGAGGCCGAAACAUCGAAGUAUGA